Messenger RNA from Monoraphidium neglectum, 1401 nucleotides. Its product is annotated as glutamate-1-semialdehyde2,1-aminomutase. The record is from RefSeq and is a predicted model, not a curated record. NCBI's taxonomy places the organism in Eukaryota, Viridiplantae, Chlorophyta, Chlorophyceae, Sphaeropleales, Selenastraceae. Gene Ontology annotation, biological process: tetrapyrrole biosynthetic process. Gene Ontology annotation, molecular function: pyridoxal phosphate binding; transaminase activity; glutamate-1-semialdehyde 2,1-aminomutase activity. The transcript is spliced from 9 exons. The coding region runs from base 1 to 1401 and encodes 466 amino acids.
AUGCAGGUGCUCAACAAGAGCGCAAGGCCUGUGGCGGGGAGCCAGAGGGCGCAGGGCUCUCGCAGGAGCUCAAAGAUGCCCGUGAUCCGUGCUGUCGCCGCGGUGGAGAAGACGCUCGUGACCACCAAGUCGGACGAGGUGAUGGCCGAGGCCCGCACCCUCUUCCCCGGCGGCGUGAACUCCCCCGUCCGCGCGUUCCGCUCCGUCGGCGGCAACCCCAUCGUGUUUGACCGCGUCAAGGGCCCCUACUGCUGGGACGUGGACGGCAACAAGUACGUCGACUACAUCGGGUCCUGGGGCCCCGCCAUCGUGGGCGCCGCCAACGACGAGGUUAACGAGGUCCUGCGGGCGCAGCUGGAGAAGGGCACCAGCUUCGGCGCCCCCGGCCCGCUGGAGAACGUCCUCGCCAAGAUGGUGAUCGACCGCGUGCCCUCGGUCGAGAUGGUCCGCUUCGUCAGCAGCGGCACCGAGGCCUGCCUCUCCGUGCUGCGCCUCAUGCGUGCCUACACCAAGCGCGAGAAGGUCCUCAAGUUCGUGGGCUGCUACCACGGCCACGCCGACUCCUUCCUCGUCAAGGCCGGCAGCGGCGUCGCGACCCUCGGCCUGCCCGACAGCCCCGGCGUGCCGGCGUCGACGGCGGCGGCGACGCUCAACGCGACGUACAACGACCUGGAGAGCGUCCGGGAGGUGUUUGCGGCCAACAAGGGCCAGAUCGCGGGUGUGAUCCUUGAGCCUGUUGUGGGCAACAGCGGCUUCAUCGUGCCCACCAAGGAGUUCCUGGAGGGCCUCAGGGAGAUCACCAAGGCCGAGGGCGCCCUGCUGUGCUUCGACGAGGUCAUGACCGGCUUCCGUAUCGCCAAGGGCUGCGCCCAGGAGCACUUUGGCAUCACCCCCGACCUCACCACCAUGGGCAAGGUCAUCGGCGGCGGCCUGCCCGUGGGCGCUUACGGCGGCCGCAAGGACAUCAUGGAGCUCGUGGCGCCCGCGGGUCCCAUGUACCAGGCCGGCACGCUGUCGGGCAACCCCCUGGCCAUGGCUGCGGGCAUCAAGACCCUGGAGAUCCUGGGCCGCCCCGGCGCCUACGAGCACCUUGACCGCGUGACCUCCAAGCUGGUGGACGGCAUCGUGGCCGCGGCCAAGGAGAGCGGCCACGCCAUCACCGCGGGCCACAUCAGCGGCAUGUUUGGCUUCUUCUUCUGCGACGGCCCCAUCACCUGCUACGAGGACGCCGCCGCCAAGGCCGACACCGCCAAGUUCGCGCGCUUCCACAGGGCCAUGCUGGAGGAGGGCGUCUACCUGGCGCCCAGCCAGUUCGAGGCCGGCUUCACCGGGCUGCAGCACACCGACGCCGACAUCGAGUUCACCAUCGAGGCGGCGCGGCGCGUGCUCAAGCGCAUCUAA